AUGGAGUUGAUACGUGGCAAGACCUUUAUAAAAAGCUGUGCACAAAAUCCUACUGAAAAUGUAUCCUCUUGUGGAGUUAAAGUAAAAAAGAAUGUUGAUUCCAAGAGACAUUUCAAUGAAUGUACUUUUAAAAGAAAUGACUCAAAUACGCAAGGAAUAUCCAGUAGAACAGGUGUGAAUGAAGAAAGGGACAGUUGUCAUAGCAGAAAAUGUACCGGUAUUACAAAAAGCAAAACACACGACUGUGUCAAUAGAGAACACAAACUAGAGCAAGGAAUAUCAGAAACUGAAAAAAAUAGACUUUCCAGUAGUAUCAGUUUCCCGGGUGAUGACCUUCGUAGAAGGAACGAUCCACAAUCAGCCUAUAGGAGACAUAUUAUCGACUAUCGGAAUUUCGUGCCUCAGAUGCCUUUUGUCCCAUCAGUGGCCAAAUCCUUACCAAGAAAAAGGAUUUCUUUAAAGAGAUCUAAAAAAGGUUUAAAGGAUAUAUUCAGUCUAAAGAAAAAUAAACAGCAAGAUGUCAUAUCAAUAGCAGAAAAUGUGAGGUUAGGACCACAGGUAUUUAAAAUGAAGGCAGGACAAAGCGUAACAAAACAGCAUUUAAAAAAGUCAGAAGAGAUGGAUUCUGAUGAAUUGUUGACUCAUGAGUUAUCAGACAAUGACAUGCAUGUUGACACAAUUGGGACUUGCAAUGUGUUAUGUGAAGACGUGGCUUCAUUGAAAAGCUUUGAUUCUUUUACUGGCUGUGGGGAAAUAUUUGCAGAUGAAAGCUCAGCUUACAUUGAUAUGGAGAAAGGUAAGGAUGGACCAAGAGUAAUGUUUAUCGCCAAAGCAUGUCCUCUAGCCAGUAAUUUUCAAGGAGGGGUAGAACGAUUAGCUUCACCGGCUAAAUCAGAAAAAAUAGACUUUGCUCAACUUUGUGGACGUGCAGGUUCUUCUACAAAAAGCGUACGUCCAAAUUCACUUAUUGAUAAUAAAUUACUGACAGCUUCAAAUGAUGUACUAACAAAGGAAAGUCCAACUGUAUCUAGAGAUCAGCUUUCUAACUCUACUUAUAAUGACUUAGUCUCUUCUAGUGAGUAUGUUACUGAUGCUGGAUCCCCUGUUUCUACAAGCGAUGAAGGGUAUUAUGAUUCCUUUUCUCCUGGAACUGACGACGACAAAAAUGUUAUCGAUACACCUAGAUCACUUCCAAGAGAUAGUUACAGUGGUGAUGCACUUUAUGAGUUAUUUCAUGAAUCAGAAGAAACAAAACUAAGCCCUGUUACAGAUUGUGUGGUGUCCUCAUUAUCAAAUCAUACUGAUAACCCUACAUCAGUCUACAGUUUUUUUGUAGGAUCUGAAGAAAGUAUGGCUUCUCAACCAGACAAAGAUCUAGUUGGAGACAGCAUUUUACAAAGCACGUGGAAAGGGAAAGAAUGUUUUUUAAAACUGUGUGACACCGAGCUGUCUUUAACAAUGGGAUUGGUAAAUUGGUUAAAGAAAACAGGCAAAGUUAUUGAAAUCCAAGAAACAAGCCUCAAUAAUUAUUGUCGUCAAACAGAAAAGCAAGAAGAUAUCAAAUCACCCUUAACAAUUUCAAGUGACUCUAUUCAUGAAAGCAACGAAAAGCAAAUAUCAAUGCAGUGGCAAACCUAUGAAGAAAGAUGUUCUGGCAAACCUUAUCUAGCUAAUGAUUCUGAACAUUCUAAAACAGAUCAUUUUUCUACUUCACAACAAGAGGAGCCGUUUUCUGGACUUCAGUGUCCUCCCCAACCUAUGUCUGAGUUACUUUCAAAGGACCAGAUCUCACUUUUAAAAAAUUUAACCAAUAGCGGGAAACAUAGAAUGGACUUAAGCAAUCCAUAUUUAUUAAGGUUAGCUAACAUUAAUUCUUUGCCUCUAUUAAGCAAUAUGGAUGUAUUAUCCUGUUUUAAACAUGAAAAACUUAACAGUUUACAUUGUCACGACUUACAGUAUCUAAAAGGGUGUUUAUCUCCAUUACUGUGGGCAAGUGAUAAAAAUGUGAUCCAAAUGAUGGAGAAUUGUGCUACUCAAGUUGCAUCAAUGCAUAUAAACCACAGAGACAAAAGCAUGGAGCAGGAAAACAAUGUACAUGUUGAAAAAACAAGAGAACUGCACAACAUACCCCAUGGAGUAAAGAACCCAACCAAGAAUCAAGAUUGCAGAGAUCAGCAAAUAGUUCCUCACCCAACAUUAUCCAUUACUUGUGAGCUUGGCAACAAACAUGUGGAAUUUAAUGACCUUGGGCGCACAACUGAGUCUGCUAAAAAAAUAAGUGAAAUAGUUGAGAGCAAAAACACAGAAUCUGAACAACUAUAUGAUAAAGAAUGUGCUAUUAAAAAAGAUGUUAGACCAUCACUUGCAGAGGGAUCCAAACCUCAGUGGUUUAAUACCAGGACUAAUUUCCUACCCCUGUUUGGUUCUCGGUGUUCUUCUGUGAUUUCAGACUGUCCUUCAACUUUGUACAAGGUCUGCAAUACAGGAGAGACUGUAAUAUUCCUAAACACAAAGAAGUGUGAUGAACCAUUUUGUAGUACUGAAAAUAUAACCCAGGGUUCCAAUGUCACAUUCCAUGUCGAAUCCUCUAGAAACACGACACAGUUUCAAACAGUCACAGCUGCACGCAAUGGUGAGUUUUGGAAACGGUUUAAAAAUAAUUUUCUGAUUAUUGAGAUUUGUCAGACUUCAUAAUUCCUGCUUAAAUGUCCAAUUCAUGAAAUUUGAACACAUCAUGGUUUUAUUAAAAGAAAACACACGUUCUCCUAGGAUAGACACCUUCAUUUUCUGGAUCUAAAUUCAGUGUCCUUGCCAGACCGUCUCCUUGGUUCUUUUCUGUCCUCCUUUUUUUUUUUUUUUCGUACCCUACCCUUCCUCUCCACCCCUACUCUAAGUUUUUUUUGUGUUCUUCUUUUUCCGCCUCAAAGGUAGUUGUUCUAUUCCCAUGACCACCAUCUCUACUUCCUAUGUUUUGGCCUUUGCACGUAAAACUUUAAAUCUCUGUCUUUUCUUUUCGUUUCUACAUAUUUACUAUAAGUUAUUGUUAUAUUUUACCUCUGCUGAUAUAUAUAUUUUACUGCAAAAAAAAGUUUAAUAAAAGUAGUGUCUGGAUAGAUUUUUCUAACAAAGCAUUGAUGUAGACCCAGGGGUGCUUCAAAUGUAUCUUCAGUUUUUAAGGUUCUGAGUCAAAUAGAAUGUCAAAUACUAAUUACUGCAACCAGACUUUAACCCUAUCUGUAAGCCAACUAAAUGAGUUUAGAAUCAUAGUUGUGAGUUAUUUAAAGUUAAGAAAGAGGAAUUUGUAAAAUGUCCACUUUACGGAGCUUGAAGUAGGGAAAUUAACGUAUGAGAAAGAAAUGUAAUGCAAAAAAAAUCAAAUAAAAAAAAUCAAAUCUUACUUCUUAAUUUAUAUUCUAUUUUUCUUUUCAUUGCAGGUUUUAGAAAUAGCAAAGAAGAAGUGAAAUAAGAAAGAAAAAGAAUAAUGCAAGCGAUAUUAUGAUGUUGAAUGAUCAAUGAACACAAAACUGUAAAUAGUCUUCAAGUCUCGUUUAUAAUUACCAAUUACAUGCAUAGAAAAUAGAUAUACAAUGUAACUGCAAUGAUGACCAGUCAGGGUGAGAUUACCUAUAAGGCAGCCUUAAGCAGGUGUCUAGGGCUUUCAGCAAUGUUGGGGACCCAGCCUUACACAGUCCCAAUGUAACAGAUUAUAGACAGGUUUGGACCCCAUGCUGUGAUGUGAUAGUGAUUUGUGAGAGAUCUUAGCUAGCUUUUGUGUGUUUACAAUCCUUUAAACCUUUCUGUGUGUGUGAUCGUGUCUCUGACCCCUUAAACCUGUGUAUUUGUGAUCCUUUGGUCCUAUGAUCCCCAGUUCUUGUGACCACUAAAUCCUCUGUGUAUGUGAUAUCAACACUACAAAUAUUUCACCAGGUGUGUCAAUGG
Molecule: messenger RNA, 3939 nt
Organism: Pelobates cultripes (western spadefoot toad)
Lineage: Eukaryota; Metazoa; Chordata; Amphibia; Anura; Pelobatidae
Source: the annotation of a GenBank genome assembly